Messenger RNA from Spodoptera frugiperda (fall armyworm), 4109 nucleotides. RefSeq names its product glycoprotein 3-alpha-L-fucosyltransferase A (gene FucTA). The record is from RefSeq and is a predicted model, not a curated record. Gene Ontology annotation, molecular function: alpha-(1->3)-fucosyltransferase activity. The transcript is spliced from 9 exons. The coding region runs from base 670 to 2019 and encodes 449 amino acids. Gene Ontology annotation, cellular component: membrane. NCBI's taxonomy places the organism in Eukaryota, Metazoa, Arthropoda, Insecta, Lepidoptera, Noctuidae.
AAAUUAAUCUACAAGGCAAUAUUUAAUGACGCAUUUAUUAUCUACAAUUGAAUAACGAUUAGAUAUAUUGUUUAGAUAUAAUUUAUGGCUCGUUCGUGCAUAUCCAGUACAGCACUUGAAACCCUGUGGUGUUGGCAUUUUAAUACACAUAAGAAAUAAAUAGUGUUUCACGUGUGGCGUGAGCACCAGCAGACGAAGUGACGUCCACCUGGAGCGGUGGGUGUGUGCACCGUGUGCCUGUCAAUGCGGAGUGGAUAUGCGGCAAGCGGCGUGACGCGGCCUGCGCACGCAGCCUCGGCCCGUAGCUGCCAAUAACCCGCUAGAAGCCGUAGAGCGCGCGCCACUCGCUCCUGAACAAAAUAUCGACGCGUAAACCUACUACCACCCUAAUAACUCGUUCCGAAAACUGUGCCAUAGUUUUACAGUGCAACCGUUCACAAUAAAUCGCUGGAUUGUAUGAAAUUAUCGCUCUUCAUGAAAACAGUCGAUCAGUGCACCGCGUUAUCAGUUUAUCAGUGAACUGUUAAACACGAUUUUUCACAUGUCACAAGCAGUCGGAAUACGAUAGUGAGGGGCAGAGAUGCAGGCGGUGACGUGUAGCAGGGUGCUGGCUAGUGCGGCCAGGGUGGGAUAGCGAGCGGGCGACACUGCCACCGCGCGCACUCCGGCAUGUGGGUGCGAGCGGCGCGCGCGAUCCGGGCGCUGCGCAGGGCCGCGCUGCUGCUGCCGCUGGCACUGACGGCGCUGGUGCUGAUGCUGCUGCCGCGCCCGCCGUCCCUCGACCCUGCGCCGCGCAGCCCCUCCCCACCCGUACCUCCGCCUGCCCUCGAUCUCAACGUUGAGAACUCGAUUACGGAGUCGGAAUCCGCAGCAGUUCAAGAUGACGGGACGGUUCAGCUGCCCUGGUUCAUGCACGGAGGAGAGAGACGGCCCACGCAGCACGAACCUAACACUGCAUUGUUCCCUGAAGAUGCACCUGGACAAGACAGAGUGGUAAACCAAUUAAUGUAUACGCUUCCAAAAGACGAAGAUGUGCCUAUAAAGAAAAUCCUGCUUGCGAACGGGUUUGGAGCGUGGGGUGUGUCCGGUGGUAGAACUGAGUUCAUUCGGAACAAGUGCCCAGUGGACCGCUGCACGCUCUCCUCGGACGCACGAGAUGCCGCCACUGCCGACGCCAUUCUCUACAAAGACCACCACACACCUUUCAACGUAAAACGUUCACCUAAACAGAUCUGGAUCCUGUACUACUUGGAGUGUCCUUACCACACGGCAUCAUUACGGCCGUCGUCGGUGGAUGUGUUCAACUGGACGUCCACCUACCGACGGGACUCCGACAUCGUAGCACCCUACGAGCACUGGGUCUACUACGAUCCCCUCAUCAUCGAAAAAGAUCUCGACAGGAACUUUGCUGCCAACAAAACUAAAAAGGUAGCGUGGUUCGUAUCGAACUGUCACGCUCGCAACCGGCGGCUACAGUACGCGCGUCAGCUCAGCAAGUACAUCCAGGUGGACAUCUACGGGGCUUGUGGAGCACACCACUGCCCUCGCACCGACCCCAACUGCCUCGAAAUGUUGGAUAAGGACUACAAGUUCUACCUCGCAUUCGAGAACUCAAACUGCCGUGAUUACGUCACUGAGAAAUUCUUUGUCAAUGGGCUGCAACACAAUGUACUGCCUAUUGUAAUGGGUGCUCGCGCAUCUGAGUAUGCAGCCUUAGCGCCCCACAACUCAUACGUCCACGUGGAAGAGUUCGCUAGCCCUGAAGAACUCGCCGCCUAUUUGAGGCGUCUUGACGAGGAUGACAAUUUAUACAAUUCCUAUUUCAAGUGGAAGGGUACGGGAGAGUUCAUAAACACGUACUUCUUCUGCCGCGUAUGCGCCAUGGUGCAUGCGAACGAGCGGCGGCAGCGCAGCGCGCACUACUCGGACGUGCAGGCGUGGUGGCGCGACGGUGCCUGCACCCGCGCGGAGUGGCGCGCCGCCGGCGCCGCGCAGCGCGAGACGCGCGACAACGGCUAGCGACGCGCGCACCGCGCCCGCCACCGCACCGCUCGUACGUCACUGCUGCGAGCCCGCCCCGACCGCGGCCGGGCUAACAACACAGUCGCUGAGCCCGGGCGUUACCGACGCAUCAUCUAAACUUGUACCCAUCGUGUUACGAGUCGAGCCGACAUUUGUAAUCGCGUCCAUAUAGCAUAGCAUACAAUAUGGUAGUAGUGGUUCUCUUAUAAGUCUUAGAUUGCCGGUGUUCGGUGUUCGAAUUUUCCCCCAAGAUAUUUUUGUAACAUGAACUAGUGAGGCGUGUAGUGACGCGAAUGAAAUUAGUAAAUUAAUGAAUAAUAAAUAAAUUCAACGUUAUUGGCGCCCAACAUGGUUCUAGCGUCCUGAGAGUCCUUGUGAACGAGACCUGUCUCUACUGAUGACUUGAUGAGAAUCAUAGUAGAAUCGCUUUUGCAUUUAGUUAAACAAUAGCACAAAUCAUGUGUAUCAAUAUUUUUGAGUGUAUAAACAUUCCAUUGUAGUUUUAAUUUAUUUACCUAUUGUUAAAUGUUUUUAUUGACUUAAUAACGAAUUUUAUUAGAUUUAAGACAUGUUUUUAUAUAAUAUCAUACCAGUUUUGUGAUUGUUUAUGUAAAUUAUUUGAAUUUUGUAAAUAUUUUUGAAUUAUUACUUAUGUAGAUACUACAAAAGCGACUUUAAUAUUUCCAGUUUAUUUUUAAUCGAACCUAAAGCCGACGUCUCGUCAUACUGAUAGCGAUCAGAUCAAAGCUGUUAAGAUACUUUUAUUUUAAUAUGUUAAUUAUGAGAUUUAUGAAGUUAUUUAAACACAGUAUUUGGGCUAGACUUAAAACAUUUUCUUAUUGAUGUAAUGGUGGUACCUUUGUACCAUAGAUGCCACAGACGCAGUAUUAUGUCCUAAUGACUUACAAGACAGCUCAAUUAUAAAGUCUAGUCAUGAUGCCAUUGUUUAAGCACAAAUACCAAAAAUUAACUUAAUAAUCAAUUUCUUCGCACAAUUACUGCACAAAAAUGAAAAAUGCAACAAUUAAUAUUUUAUUAAUAGCUUUUAUAUUUUAUAAUGAUCAUUUUUGCACUUCUCAAAGAAGUUUUAAAAUAUUGUCUCUUUGCAAUUGUAGUUAAAAGUUACAAUUUGUUUUCACAUUAUAAAGUUGCUAAUUGAAUUGUGUACAUUGCUAUUGUUGUGUUGUGUUAUGUUAAAAUGUUAUCUUCAAUAUUUUAGAUAAGAGACCUCUAGGAAUGAGAUUGCUGCAAAUGAAUUAGUAUUUCAUGAAGUAAAUAAAAUUCUGCAGUACAUUUUUAAGAGAUGGUGGUAUGAAGACUUAAAAUGGAACUGGCUGUUAAACAGAGACUGAAAAUCUUUAAUGAUUUAUGUUAUAUUUUAUGUUUGGGGAAAUCGGUAAAUAGGUGAAAUAAGUUCCUUGCCAUAAACAAUAAGUGCAUCUGCAAUAACUAAUUACAGAAUAUUUAAAACCCAGAUAUAGGGAGACUACAAACUCUUAAUAUGGCUAGUUUUGUCCUAAUGAAAUUAAAUGUAUUUAAAAUAUCUGAAUGUUAAAUGUAAAGAUCUCAAAUUAAACUCUAAUCCCAAUCAUACAUACACCCAGUUUAACAAAAAUAAGAAUAAUAUUGUUAUGAAUUGAUAUCUCCUUGUGAAAGUUGCAUAAGAUUGUUUCAGAUAAAUAAAAUAUAUUUGCUGGGAUCACAUUAGUUGUAUUCUCCAGGUAAAGUUAAACAUUCCAUUUCUGUUAUUUGUGUACAUUAUCUAGUUAAAUAUUAUAUUGACAUGAAUGCUGUUAGAAAAAUCUGUUUAGUAGAACAUAUUAUAAAUAAUAUCUAAAAACAAAGUAUGUCACACCAAAAAAUAUUUAAGUAAUGUUAUAAAUAAAUAAUUCAUCAGUGAUAUAUGGAAGUGCUGUUUCAUAAUAAUUCCAGUGCAUAAACAAACUGUUUCACUACAAAAGCAUUUCAAUACCAUAUGUUGUGAUUAAAUCAAUAAAUUAUAAAAAUAUGCUUAUUGCAGUACAAUUAAGCCACCAACAUGACACCUAGUGUUCAUUUCACAAAUAAAAUAAAUAACAAUUGAAUCA